Messenger RNA from Penicillium olsonii, 4878 nucleotides. The record is from the annotation of a GenBank genome assembly. NCBI's taxonomy places the organism in Eukaryota, Fungi, Ascomycota, Eurotiomycetes, Eurotiales, Aspergillaceae.
AUGAGUAGCAAGCUUUGGGAGUAUUUUAUAUACGAUGAUGUCGACGGGUUCCAGCGAUUCCUGGCGAACGCGACGUUCGCGGGGUCACGAGCUGCAGGAGCCGGAGCUGCGUCCGGAGCUGCGGCAAAUGUGUCCCUGAAGACGAGCAGCCCCGGACCCACGAUCGUCUCGUCGCCAAACCCCCCAAGGAACAAGAAGUCUCUGGCUUCAUCGCCUGGAACGCCUCUGCCCGACCGCUCAGUCUCUCAGCGUGGUAAUGUGACUUUGCUGCGCGCCGACAUCAAUGCCCGCGAUCAUUAUGGCCGAACACUCCUCCACCACAUCGCCUCCUCUCGCAAGCCUACCGCGGCCGAUUUCGCACGCACCUUGUUGGAGGUUCCCUUCGUGGAUAUAUAUAUCCAAGACGAGGAGAGUGGGUGGACGGCACUACAUCGGGCACUUUAUGCCGGAAAUGCGACAAUCGCACGAGCGCUUAUGGCGCGCGACGUGCAGGAUAUGACAGAUAUCAGUCGGGUUGGGAAUGCCAGUCAUCCCAGCGGUGGAUUGAUCAAAAUCAAAGAUCGGGAGGGUUACAGUCCGUUUGACGUGUUCGGGGCAACCAUCACCACCCGUGACAUCAAACAGCCAUCGGAUAACUGGCCUAAUCAGAUUGGAGAUGCCGCAGGAAGCGAUAUUGCCUCCAAUGCGGGCUCCAACGAGGGCAACGACGAACAAGAUGAAGCAUACACUUUUCGCAGUGUGCUUAAGGGGGCGGUUGACAUAUCUGCUGACGAGGUCUUCGCUCUCGGUAGCAACAAGAAUUUGAACCUCGGAUUGGGAGACCAGGACGAUCGUCAGUUUCCUGAGCGGGUUGUGUUGAAACGACCUGAGCACUUGCUACAUCGGUUCUACCACGAACACCAAGCGAAUCUCGAGCGUUUGGGCCUCGAGGAAACUGUCCCCAAAAGUGACACAGCGGAGCUGCCUACGUUGAUCAGAAACAAGCCAAUGAAUUACAAAGACAUUGUCAUGUCAAAACUCCACACCGCGAUCAUCACUGAUGACCCUGAAGCCAACCUCUUCAUGUGUGGGUUUGGACCUGGAGGACGUCUGGGAACGGGCGAUGAGUCUACGCGGUUUACUUUUGUCUGCAUUGAAGCCGGUGGCUUGGAGGGUAAGAAGGUGGUCUCCGCUGCGCUAGGUCAAGAUCACAGCUUGGCGAUCACUGAACGCGGUGAGAUUUUCAGCUGGGGAAGUAACAAGUACGGCCAACUCGGUUAUGGUCUUCCCAGGACCAGCAACAAAAAUGAUGUCCCAAUUCAGACCAGCCCUCGUCAAAUCUUCAACCCGUUCAAGAAGGAGACGAUUUUGGGCGCAGCAGCAUCUUCGAUUCAUUCUGUGGUCUUCAGCACGUCCGGUCUCUAUACAUUUGGCAAGAAUGAAGGCCAGCUUGGCCUGGUUGAUUCGGAUGCUCGCUCCCUUGAAACGCAAACCACGCCACGUCGCGUCGGAGCCUCCCUCUUCACCUGUCCAAUUCUGAUGGCCUCCGCCACUGAUCGCGCUACCUCUGUACUCUUGCAAAAUCACGAGGUCUGGGUCUUUUCAUCCUAUGGCUACUCGAAGCUCUCUUUCCCGCUUGAGGUGAGCUCAAGUUUCAUCAGGAAUAGCUUCAUGGUCACCAGAUAUGACAAGACUGCCAACCGCGUUGUCAAGCUUGCAUCCGGGGGCAACACCAUCUGUGCACUGGCCAGCUCCGGCGAAGUGUUCACUGUUGAGGUCAAUCAACCUGAUGCCCCCUCGACUCUGACAUCCACUACAAACCCAGCAAAGAUCCGCGGCUCUUUGGCUCCGCCAGUCCGAGCUUGGUCGGUCAAGAAAUCACACAUGGCUGCCAGUGAUGUCGAUGUCGGACAAGACGGCUCCAUCAUUAUUUGCACGACCUCAGGGUCUGCCUGGAAAAAAGAGCGACGCACAAAGAAGAAGGAGGGCGCUUCGAAGGACUAUAAGUUUGCUCGUAUCCCUGGCCUUUCACGCGCAGUAGCUGUGCGAAGUAAUGCCUUCGGUGCCUAUGCCGUUGCUCAGCGGGACAGUGAAGUCACAAAGGAGCAAAUUCAUGUCGAGGCCAGCAGCCUUGCGGACGACCUUUUGCCUCUGUCUCCAUUUUCCAUGCCUGGCUUCGCAGAACUGGAUGCCAUUCUGGACGACGAUCUGGAGGCCAUGCCUGUUGUCCUCCCCCCUGCGGCCAGUAUCAAGAAAGCCAUGCUUUCAUCCUCGGAGAUAGAAAGCCAAUUUCUCCCUCUUCGGUCUGAAGGAAUGGUCUGGGUGACCACUUCUUCAUCUGACUCACGUAUACCGGUCCACGAGUUUCUACUGGCUGGUCGCAGUCCCGUUCUUCGAAAGGCACUCGAGGAAUUCCGGGUGUCUUACUAUUCUUCCGUUCCAGAUGUCUGUGACAUUGAAUAUGGCACCGAUGGACACCCACAGAUCCGUCUGCAAGGGGUGGACUUUUUGACUGCCAUGAAUGUGGUGUUCUUCCUCUAUACUGAUAAUGUACUGGAUGUUUGGCACAUGGCGAAGAGCUCUCCUGCAAACUCGGCACGCUUCCGGCAAGUCCGGACCGAAGUAAUGCGGGUUUCCAUGCAGCUAGAGCUGGCUACACUAGAACGCGCGGCAAGACUGAUGGUUGAGCCUCAAGCGAGCUUGAAGUUUGACAUGGCCCAUGCUAUCACUCAGCCUUCUUUCUUCGACAACGCGGAUGUCGUUGUUCAGCUGAAAGGUGCAACCACCAAGGUCCACAGUCAUGUUGUGUGCCAGAGAUGUCCGUUCUUCGAUACCCUUUUCCAUGGCUACGCCGGUGGAAAAUGGCUGGACUCGCGGAAGUCAAGCCCAUCUCACCCAGUGCAUGUCGAUCUGAAGCAUAUUGAUCCCUCUAUAUUUGAAUUUGUCUUGCGUUAUCUAUAUGCGGACACCGAGGAGAGUCUGUUUGACGAAGUGCGGACCAAUGAUCUUGAUGGAUUCAUUGAUCUGAUCCUCGAUGUUAUGUUCGUCGCAGAUGAACUGAUGAUUGACCGGCUAUCUCAAGUCUGCCAAAAGAUGCUUGGUCGAUUCGUCACUGCUCGCAAUGUUUGUUACCUACUCAACUCUGUGGCUCCCUGUUGCGUCACGCAAUUCAAACAUGCUGCUUUGGAAUACAUCUGCCUCAAUCUCGAGGGCAUGCUUGCAAACAGAUACCUUGAAGAUCUGGAUGGCAUUCUCCUGAAUGAGCUCGAUCUGACCUGCCAUGAGAAUCAGUUAGCCUAUUGGCCAGUCUCCCGGACAGGGAAUGUCGAAGAGUCAUUCUUGUGGAAAUACCCCGAGGCCGCGAGGUCUUUGGAGGUGGACAAGCGAAGAAGAAUCGAUGCCAUGGCCUUGCAGUCUCGUCUUGGCCGCCUUGAAUCUGAUGAAGUGCGUUCUCGGCCAACGCCAAAUGACAAGAUGGCAUCGUCUCCAUCUGUCCGGAAAUCAAAAGCAAGCUCAGCCAAAGAGUCGCCAACUGUGGGCAACAGUCCAUGGCUGAAGCCAAGGCAGUCGGUCGGGGACCUCAUGUUCCAAAUGGACGAUGAAGGUCCGAUGUCGCCGAGUGACUCGAAAGGCAAGGGCGUCAGACGUGGGCUCAAGUUCACAGAAGGGAUUCCCGAGAAUCAAUCUUAUCCCGAUUCCCCAGCAUUGGGGGCAAGUGUCCCGGAGGCUGAAUCGCUCGGCGGUGGGAGCUUCUUGGAUGAUCAGAUGUCUGCCCAAGACAACUUACUUGCAUCCCCGUCUGAGUCGAGGGCGAUCUCCCUGAACCAGAGGCACAAUUUAGGGUUACCCGCCGACAAAGGCCCAGCGCCAUGGAGCUCGCCAACGAUGGCAGGCUCCAAGAAGGAUCUCAAAGAAAUCAUGGGUGAGGCCUCUCAAUCUCGCGUAUCCAAUCUGACCCUGGGAAUGGUCGAUCGCCGCGAGAGCAAUGCCAAAUCAACAUCAAAGAUGUCACAGAAAGAGAGAAAGAAGAUCCAGCAACAACAGCUACAAGAGCAGCUGGCCGCUCAGCAAAAGAUGAAAGACGCACCACAGAAUCCAUGGCAGAAACCAGCAAAAUCAUCGCCAGCCGGACCGUCCACGCUUGAGCCAUUACCGGGCCAAAGUGCACCCGCACUUGAACCCAAACCAGCUCAAAGAUCUAUGACCAUGCGACAAACCGUAGCCGGCACACCACCCCCAAAGUCAAAAUCAAAACCAGUGGAAGUGCCAGUGCAAGCAUCACGCCGCAGCGUAUCAGGAAACCCGCAACCAUCUCCACACGCCAAAUCCUCCACCUCGGGCCCUUCAACGGCAAACCAAAGCAACCAACCAACCUCACCCGCCCCAGCCAUCCAAUCAAUCCGACAUAUCCCCCGACCCGAUCCAAUCGGGAUGUCCCCAUCCUCAGGCUCCUAUUCCCUCUCAACCAUCCUGCUCCAGCAACAAAGUGAGAAAGAAGCGAUCCGCGAGGCCGCCACAGCAAAGCACAACAUGCAAGAAAUCCAAGCAGAGCAAGAAUUCCAGCAAUGGUGGGAUCAAGAAAGCAGACGCGUUCAAGGCUUAUUGGACCCAGAGCCAAGCGAGAACGAACCUCGAUCCGGCAAAGGACGAAACAAGGCCCCUGGAACUGGCACUGGCGGCCAGCGUCGACGACGCGGAAACAAGAAUACCGCCGAAGGACCUGCUCAAGAUCGAGGGGUCUCUGCCCCAAGUUCUGGCCAUACAACUCCAAAGACGGCGGGUAGACAGGCUCCUGCUCAAUCUCAGAAACCUGGAAAUCGUGCUGGGGGCGCGUCUGGAAAUGGGAGGAAUCAGCGGGAACAAAAUAGUUCGCGUGGAAGAGGGAAGGAUCGUAAGUAA